Messenger RNA from Pan troglodytes (chimpanzee), 899 nucleotides. RefSeq lists its product as uncharacterized. NCBI's taxonomy places the organism in Eukaryota, Metazoa, Chordata, Mammalia, Primates, Hominidae. The transcript is spliced from 3 exons. Bases 184 to 801 code for a protein of 205 amino acids. The record is from RefSeq and is a predicted model, not a curated record.
CUUCAGAUUUUUAAAUGUUGGCAACAGAAAAGCCUCAAACCCUCCAAAACACAAAGACAUGAGCAGGCUGGAUCUGGCCCCCGUGCCUCCAUUUCCCAGCCUCUGGGAGCGGCUGCACACGCCACGCACCCACACGCCUAUUCCCGCCUGGUUACAGGUGCAUGUCAGCAUGCCCAUGCCCAUAUGCUGCACACUGAUUGUGCCCACUCACACGUGCACGCAUGGCUGCUGGCCAGCCCUUCCCUUGUGAACCUCACUUCCCCACGCAGGCUGCUCUUUGCUUGGGGUACAGUGAAGGCUGGGGAGCACUUUGGUCCAGACCCGAGCCUAUCCCUUGUGCAGGCUGGAGACCCUUGCCUGGGCCUCAUUUGCCAGCCCUCCCCCGUCCCCAGUCACAGCCUGCCCAGAACUGCCUGGCUCACUGGCUGCCUGAUCCAACCCCCUCCCGCUCCCCACCACCUGCACAGCCAGGCGGGGGCUCAGAUCCAUUUUGUAUGGAGGAAGAAGCCAGCCUCUGGGAGCAUGAGGAGACAUAGCCGAGGCCAGGAUCCCGGACGUCACCCUAAAGGCCAGAGGCUCCGUCUCCGUCAGCGAGGACCAGAGCCCGCCUCCCCACCCACACCCUCCCCAAAGAGGGCGAAAAUGAAAGAGCUGGCAUCUGCAGAGGCUGGACAAGCUAACAUGGUGGGAAACCACGUCCACGUGAAAACCUGCACAUGGACGCUGACAUCAGCUUUACUCAAAACUGCCAAAACCUGGAAGCAGCCAACAUGUCCUUCAGUCGAGCCUGCACACCAGUGAAACCACAAAGUCAGCUGGUCGGAAGGAUCCCACGGGAGCUGAUUCACCGGAGUGCAGUCUCCACAUCCUGCUGAUUUCAGUCCCCCGGCCCUGACCGA